Rotaria sordida is the source of this 783-nucleotide messenger RNA. The record is from the annotation of a GenBank genome assembly. Lineage: Eukaryota; Metazoa; Rotifera; Eurotatoria; Philodinida; Philodinidae.
AUGAUGUUAUUUCGUUCGUUGAUUCCUAAUAUUCUAAUUAAUGCUCAAUGGGCACAGAAUGGGGUAACUGUUGCUGGAGGCCAUGGAUGGGGCAAUGCCACCAAUCAACUCGACGAGCCUCAAGGUCUCUUCGUUGAUGAUGAUCAAACAAUGGUCAUCGCUGACUACUACAAUCAUCGUAUUAUCCAAUGGAAGAUGGAUGAUAAGAAUGGACAAGUAGUAGCUGGUGGCCAUGGUAGAGGAAAUCGGUUGGAUCAAUUGUGGGGUCCAACCGAUGUGUUGAUCGACAAAGAGACGGAUAGUCUCAUUAUUUGUGAUCGAAGGAAUUGGCGAGUCGUACGAUGGUCUCGUCGUAGCAGCACAACUCAAGGAGAAAUCCUCAUUGAAGACAUCGCUUGUGCACGAUUGGCCAUGGAUGAUCAGAGAUAUCUCUACAUCUCUGAUACCAAUGAAGACGUAUCGAAUAUUACUUGUACUGAUAACACAAUUGCUAUUGUAUACCGAACUGAAGAGGUGACUUCAAUGGCUCAAAAUUUCUUAUUAACUUCGUUUUUAAUAUUUUAUUCAAUAAUGAACAGUUAUGUAUUAGGACAAACUUGGUUGGGUACUUACAAAUGGACCUCAAAAUGUUCUCAAAGUGAAUGUUGCUGCUUCGUCGACCAAUUGACCAUUACUAAGGUAUCAAAUAACGAAGACAAAUUGUCAUUUGUUUCUGGUCGAGCUGGUGCCGCAUGUUCUACAACGAAGCCCAAGAUCACUGAUUUGGGUAAUCAAUCAAAAUAG